Molecule: messenger RNA, 7226 nt
Organism: Chlamydomonas reinhardtii
Lineage: Eukaryota; Viridiplantae; Chlorophyta; Chlorophyceae; Chlamydomonadales; Chlamydomonadaceae
Exons: 16
Coding region: 314-4885 (1523 amino acids)
Biological process (GO): protein phosphorylation
Molecular function (GO): protein tyrosine kinase activity; ATP binding
Source: RefSeq, a predicted model, not a curated record
CGAAAUUGUUUGAGAGGACUGCGGCACGCGCGGGCGACCAUCUCGUCGAGCUGUCUGACAGCACACUUAGGGGACGGUUUCGUAUACCCAUGCAUUAUGUUAUUGUAAAAACUCAUAGUGCGUGCUGGUACAACUUCAGCAUCUAGUUUAUAGCGAGGUUGUAGAAUACUGCCGUGUGACGGCAGAGGAGCACGAGAAAAGAGCCCGAGUUUCGGCACGAGGAGCGCGCUUCCUCGAACUUGAAAAUGACCUCUGACUUCACAUAGGCAGCAGGAUUACUGGAAGCUCAGCCGGACGAGCAGGGCCGAGUGCGAUGGCGGGGCACAACUGUGACCAGCUGAGGCUGAGUCUUAGUGGCCUCACCGCCCUAGCUUUCCUGGCUUUCUGUGCCGUCAAAGUGGAGGCAUGGGGCUACCAUGGAGCACGAAGCUUGCCUGGGCUCGGCCGGCGUGUUGUCGCAGGGACAAGUUUUGACCUGCUCUCAGCGCUUGAGGACCCGAGCAUUGACAGGAUAGUAUUAACGGGUGAUCUCGUUCUCGACAAGCGCGUCUUCAGCUCGGACAGCGAGCAACACGUCUUUCCGCUACACAUUCGGCGCAAUGUGACUAUCAAAAGUAUCCUGACUAGCGAAGCGUUCGCGAGUCUGGACUUUCGGUACCUGUCAGGCAAACUCCACUUAGCGCCGGGGGUUUGGCUGACGAUCUACCGGCUGCGUGUGCGCGGCCUGACGGCCUCCUGUGCGCCCACCUUCCCCUUCGUCACCGUGUCACAAGGAGCGGGCGUGGUAUUUCGUGACUGUGUGCUUCAUCGCUUGGCGUGUCUGCCCAUGGACAUGGUUUACGAGAGCAUCAUUCACGGUGGCGAAGUGAGCCAUGGUGACGGAAGCGGCCAGAAGCUGCGGGAAGGUGCCGGAAAGCUGGCUCCGCCGCCGCCGCCAGGGCACUCGGCGGCGGCAGGGAGAGCGGGAGGUGGCGGCGGCGGCAGCAGGGUGAAGGGCAGUGGCGAGGACAGUGCGGGGGAAGAGCGUGGCACGGCGGCCGUGACGUUGGGUCCGACAGAGGUGGAGUUGGUGCAGCGCUACUGCUUCAGUGCGGUGCAGGGUGGGCGCUACUGCCGCCCACAGGCGCUGCAGCUGCACCGCUACGUCUACGCCACGCCCGUGCCCACGGCGCUGCUACAGCCGCCGCAGUCUGGCGCCGCCGCGGUGGCGCCGACCGGCGCGGCGGCUGUAGCAGGCGCGGAUGGCGCGGCGGUAGUAGCCGAUCCAGUUCCUGUAGGCACGGCUGGUCCGGGCGGGGCCGCAGCUACAGCCGCGGCAGCUGCAGCCGCGGCAGCUACUGCCGCGGCGUUCACGCUUGUGGCCGAGGACACGGUAAUGGUGUGUGAUCACCCCGUGAGCGCAGCGUGUGUGCGCGACAAUGGCCCCGAGUUCUGCGUUAAGCGGGAAAUCGCGGCUCGCCUGGCGGCGGAGGAGCGACAGAGCUCCAGCCUGGCGGCAGCCGUUGGCGCAACCGUCGCGGUUACGGCGAUGGCGGUUGGCUGGUGGGUGCUGGCGGCGCGGCGGCGCAGCAGGAAGGCCGCGGCGGCGGCGGCGGAGGAAGAGGCGGCAGCCGCCCAGGAGCAGCAACGGUUGUGGGCGCAUUCGGCGGCUGUGGCAGCUGGGGAGUCUGGCGGGACCGAGGUGCAGCAGGCUCUGGAGGUGUUGCUGCGGCAGCUGGCGGUGGCGGGUGACAGCGCGGCGCCGUCGGCGUCGGCCGCGCCGUCCACCAGCGGCGAUGGGCGCUUCGUGCGCAUGUCCGGCAGCUCAAACUCCCGCACGACCUCGCGCAACCCCUCCCGCACCGUGUCGCGGACCUCCACGCGCAACCCCCUCGACGCCGGUGCUGGCGGCGGCGCCGCCGCCGCCGCAAGCGGUCUCGCCGGCCCUACCAGCAGCUCCGUCUUUUCGGCCGUAAGCCAGACGACCAGCGCCAACCAACAUGCCGCACUGGCGCUGGCGCUGGCGCCGGCGAACAACAGCAACAGCAGGAGCAGCGCUGCCCUCGGCACCGGCGGCGGAAGCGGCGCGCCGCCAUCAGCGGUGUCGGUCGCCGCGGCGGCGCUGGCUGCGGCGGUCGCGAACGCGAACGCAAAUGCUAACACCGGCUCGGGCGCGGGCACAGGCGCGGCCGCACAGGUUGUUAAGCGGUCUUCCGGACGGACAGGAGCGACGCAGUCCGUCCCUACCAGCGGCGCAACAUCCGGGACGGGUGUCGGCGGCGCCGCCGCCACAGUGCCGUACGCACCGCACGACAGCGUUGCGCCGAUUGACCCUGCCAUGCUACUGGCAGCGGACCGGCUGGGACGGCGGAUGCAUGCCCAGGGCGGCAAGGGCGAGGUGGCCUCUCCCAACGCAAACACACAAGGCAUGAGCGCGAACUCACACACGACGGCCACGCCGGCGACGGCCACCAGCGCCGAUGCGGAUGAGCUGGCGGCGCUGGUAGGGGCGACGGCACGCUCUAGUGCCGGCGGUCUGCUGAAGCCGGCUGCAAUCGAGACGCAGGAGCGUAUCGAGUCCCUGCGGCGCAGCAUGCGCUCCGAGGGGCCCGCCAUCCCUCUCAGCCCGGUCGGUGUCGGCGGCGGCGGCAGCAGCAGCUGGUACGGCAGUAGCGGCGGUACCGAUGACUUGGAGAUUACAGAUCUGCUGGGGGCGGGCACGUUUGGCAAGGUGUUCAAGGGGUUUUGGCACGGCACGCUCGUGGCGGUUAAGCACAUGGUCUUCCCACGUGGCGUGCUGCUGGCGGGCGCGGCGGUUGGCGGCACCGGCGGCGGUGGAGGGCUCGGCGGCAAGCCGGGCGCAGGUGGCGGCGCGGCGGGCGCGGUGCAGCUGCAGCUUGAGCGCAUGGCUGCAAUGGAGGCAGCCAUUAGCACGAGCCUGUCCCACCCCAACGUCGUCCAGACCUAUACCUGGCGAGUCACGCCGCUCGGGGACGCCGCGCAGCCCCACGAUGCGCGCCACCACCCGGCAUCAGCGCCCCGUCCCGGCCUUGGCGUCGGCCCAGGCGCCGGCCAGGGCCCCGCCCUGCGGCGCAGCACCGUCAGCGGCGUGGGCUCGGCCGGCACCGCCAGUGUGGAGGCCCAGACCCAGGAGGCCCUGCCACCGCUGGCGCUGGCUGGGCAGCGGCAGCAGCGCGCCUCUGACACGGGGCCGCAACAGGGCCCCGGGUCGCCCUUGGCGUGGCGGUCGCUUCCCGGCGGCGGCGGCGUCGCGGGCGAGGCCGGGGCACGUGGGCCGCCGCUGCCGCCGCGGCACCACUCCGGCGAGGGACAGCAGCAAGGGGGUCAGGGGGCGCAGUGGGGGGCCGUGGCGAGCCAGCAGCAGCAGCAGCAGCAGCAGCAGGAGGGGCACGCGGAGCCGUGCCUUCACUCCAACGCAGCGGCAUUGGAGAAGGGCUUUGAGCUGUGCCUCAUUCUGGAGCUGUGUGACAUGGGCUCUCUGCGCGACCACCUGGCCCGCGGCGGCUUCCGCUGCACACACGACCACGGCUCUGUGGACCACGGCGCAGUGCUGGACCUGGCCAUGGACGUGGCUCGCGCGAUGUCUUACCUGCACUCCAAGAACAUUGUGCACUCCGACCUCAAGAGUCGCAACGUGCUGCUCAAGUCGCUGAGCGGCCCGCCCGGCUCUCACGGCCGCUGCUGCCCGCUGGUGGCCAAGGUGUCGGACUUCGGGCUUGCGUUCAAGAUGGAGGGCGAGGAGACGCACGUAUCGGGCAUGUACCAGGGCACGCUGGCCUGGAGCGCGCCGGAGCUCCUGAUGGAGGGCCGCGUGUCCAAAGCCGCUGACGUGUACAGCUUCGGCGUCCUGCUGUGGGAGAUGUACACGUGUGGCGAGGCAUUCAAGGGCAUCCCACGACCGCUGCUGGCGGGCAAGGUGGUGGAGGGGCUGCGGCCCGACUUCCCGCCCGAGACCCCGCCCGAGUACAUGCGGCUGGCGGCGGCGUGCUGGGGCCACGACCCGGCGCAGCGGCCCUCCUUUGAUCAGGUGGUCAGGGAGCUGGCCUGCAUGCGGGCGGCAUGGGCGGGCGGGCGGCCGCCUACGGGUCAGCUGGGCUCCGUGAGCGCCCAGGUGCAGCGACGUGAUUCCUUGGCCCGCGUUAGCGCCAGCCGCGUGACCUCGGCUAGGGGUACGGCGGGCGGGCCGCCGCCGCCCACUCACGCCCUGCAGCUGCUCCAAGUCGCCAACCUCAGCAGCGGGGGCAACAACAAGAGGAGCAGCGGCCGCGACGGCGGGGCCGAAGCCAAUGGCGGCGGCGGCGCGAGUCCGGGACCGUGGGCCGAGCAGCCGCGGGCAAACCAUCUGCUGGACGAAGGCAACAGCCACGAUGGGCACGAUGGUACUAGCAGAGAGGUGCCGGGGCAGGAAUGGAUUGGAGCGGGGGACGGCGACGGCGCUGGCGAGAGUGAGGACAGCCGGCGACGGCCGCUGCCGCUGCCGCUGCUCACCACAGCCCUUGGCAGCACCGGCACGGGCGUGGGCGACGGCUCGGGGGUGGCCAGGCCGCUUAAGCAGCAGCUGCUAUCGCCGCCUGGCGGCGCAGCGGCGGUGGCUGCGCUGCGCCUCAAGGGCGCCUCGGUACGCCGCCGCACGCGGCAGGGACACCAGUCUGCCGCUGGGGAAGGCGUGCGCAUGCUGUCAGCCAAGGAUGCGUCGGCUAACUCGGAUGCCGGCGGCAGCUACACGGGUAGUGGGGGACCGGACGGCAGCGAGGGCGGCCCACGCGCGCUUCUGGGCGUUGGUCUGGACACCGCUGACCUCAUCGACAAGGAGCUGUUGGUGGUGGGCGGCGGCGGCGGCACGGGCACGGGCACCUUUGACGACAGCAGCAUGUGGGGGCUGUAGCAGUGCGCUGCAGCAGAGGGCUGUAGCAGCGGCGCACUGCGCCUGCCAGCUUGCCUGCGGUCAAUGCGGUUAGAUCGGUAAUUGCGGUGAAUGCGAAGUCGUUGCAUGCAAUGAAGUCGUUCCAUGCGGUCGAGUUGGUUUGGUGUGGUGGAAAGUUGGAGGCGUAAUGUUACAGGGAAUCCGCUGUAGUGCCUGGAUGCGUAAUAGGUUCUGUAGCCAACAAGCUAGUCCUUUUACUAUUAAGUUAGCGUACAACAUCCGCUAGGGAGGAAGGCGUGUGCGACGAUGCUUAGGUACGGGAAUGUGUAUGGGUGGGAAUGAACUAAAUGGGAAUGGUUUAUGAGAUGGGAAGGGAGCAACAUGGCGACAACGGCAGCACUCUCAGCAGCACAGCGAAGAAGCAAGGGAUUGUUGUGGUGUGUCUCAGUUCCUGCGCAUACAAUGGCAGAGUUGUCAAGGCAAUGGGCAUGCCAACGAGCAGUGUAAGGUUUGGACAGCGCCAAUAAAGCUGUGCAGCCGUGGCUUGCUAAAUGUUCUAGUACCUGAGGCGUUUGACGCGAAAAUGACUGCAUGGCAUGUAGACCUGGUUUGGUCUUGAGAGGGGCAUCGCGCCGUACUGAGAGCUGCUGAAUCGCUGCAAUAAUGAGCAAUGAGGCUGCUGGUUGGAAGCAUGUUCGUGGGUGGAAGGUGACGGUGGGAGGCGCAAUGGUGCAGGAGCCAGCAUCAACACUGCACCUGCCAUUGAUGGGGAACAAAGACUGGCCUUGACGCCCUGUGCUCUGGGCAACUGCUUCACAGUCUGCUGGUAGGAGAUGUUGAGAUGACGGGCCCGCCUGUUGCAGCAGGCAGCAACGGUGUGUGGACGCAGAAAACCCAGGAUGACAGUUGGAGGCAAACGGUUAACGUUUCUUUGCGACAGGUGAUGCGAUGCUACAAUGUCUAGAACGUGCGCGCAGCGCUUGUGUUCGUGUCCUAAGCGCAAAUGCCUCCCGUAACUUGGAUGCCUUCAGGAGCGCCAGGUAUAAUUAGGGGACGGUAUCGGAUGUUGGGCUGACGCAUGUUGUGUCGUAGUCAGGUGUGCCACGUACUGGGGAUGCGGCGAGAUUACUGUAGCGGGGUUUGGGGUGUGAGCCUAAACUGGCGUACGUGCAUGUGUGGAAUGCGGGCAAGAGCUCUCCACUUCAGCGAUCAUACUGUGAACACGAGCUCACCGGCUGGUGCGUGGUGGCGCGCUCGUUGCUAUGGCUGUCCCUUGCAUAUAUACACACAUGUGCACGAUGAGCUUUGUGGGCUGCACAAUGCAUGCAUGUGAAAUGUGCGCCGCAAGGUUUGCUUCGUGCUGUGUGGCUGGUGGCUACACGUCGUGGCGGCCUGAGCGUAUGGCAUGGCCAUACUUGAUGCAUGAGUAGCAUAGCACUAUAUUUGGGGCCGUGCGAAGGGAAUGGCACGUGAUGUGCGAAUAACCGUAAACCAGACCAUGAUGUUGCAAUAUGAUUACUUCAUUGACGGCCGGCGGUACCUGUGGCGUGCCUGCUGCUGGUUUGGAUGCUGGAAGAUUUGGACAUGGACACGAUCUAGGGGUGCAUGGCGCAGCUGCGUAGGGGCGCUCCGUAUGGUUGUGGACCUGCAGUGCAGCUCCCGUGCCGCCAAACUGACCGCAUCACACUGCAUGGGGUCAGGGCGUUUCAGGGUGAUUGGCGUGGCGCAGGAAUUGCGUGUGAGCCACCGCGACUCGAGAGCGUGUGCGUUUUGGGUGCCCCGCCGGCAAGUUGAUAUAGAGAGAAAGAUUUUGCAGGUUGUUGGGAAUGCGUUGAUCUUGGGGAGUUAGGGCACGGAGCUGAGGCGUGGCCAUGUGGGUGCCUGUGUGCGGCUGUGGGGCAUGCAACGGCCUCAAGCCUCAGGGGUAAGGUACUGAUGUUUUAUAGUCUGUGCUCAACUUGUGCGUGUUGGGCUAGACCAAUGAAGGCAUGGUAGGCCAGUAGGCAAGGUUCGUGCGCUGAUAUGUGGUUACCGGUAUGCGCGCACUGCUGCGGCUCCGACUGGAUGAUAACAGUCGCGCACAGGACAGGGGGCGGGGGGGGGGGGCUAGAAACCCGCAGGCGCACCCCACCCUUCAAAUGGAAAGAGCUUGACGAGAGCGUUUCGAAUGCGCUUUCAGAGUUUAAUCAGGUUAGUAAUUGCGGAGAUGUUUUGGGGGGCAUGGGCAUUACAGGAAGGGGGACCGAGCCGAACACAGCAAGCAGCAAAGCCAGGUAGCCAGCACGCUUGCCAACCAUUAUAGGAGCAGGAAACCCGCAAAUAUCUCGGUCCGGGUGAUGCUGUUUUCGCCUUAGUAAUCAGC